This is a messenger RNA of Schistosoma rodhaini, 6726 nucleotides long. Lineage: Eukaryota; Metazoa; Platyhelminthes; Trematoda; Strigeidida; Schistosomatidae. The record is from the annotation of a GenBank genome assembly.
UAGAUUAGCUAAACACCGAUCACUUUGGUAUAGACAAGCAAAUUUAACUACUUUGAACGGUAUGGACUUAACAAACUACUAACUGAAGUGCAAAGAUGAUAUAACUCAUAAAUAUUUCAUAUUUAUAAAUCGAUGUACGAAUUAACAGUAAUAGUAGUGUAUUUUGAAGUUUACAUAAACCUGGAUCUGGAUUUAGUGUAAAUUAACUUAACAAAUUCAUAUCAUUUAUCUAAUAUUCCUCUAUUCAAUUAGAAAAUUAAAAGCGAAGUUAAAUCAUUAAAUCAUUCGAUUUCACUGAUGGAUUCAUCAUCAUUUCAAGAGACAAUCAACACUGAUCCAGAAUUAACAUUCGAUGAUUUACCGAUGCCAUUUAAAAUGUUAGACAAAUUAUUAUGGAACAUAUUUGAAGAAACAUGGAAUUUAAUUGAAGCAAAGGAAAAACAUGGAAGUAAGAAAUUCAUUUUCCAACAAUCUUGUCUACAAAAACUGGAUGUGAAUGUGGACAUUGAGAAUAUUCACAUAUUUACAAUUGUCGGACAGUAUUUAUUUAGAAUAUUUGAAAAUCAAAUUAGUGCAUAUGAUCUAAACGAUCUGAAAUUGAUUUCAGAGUGGAAUUAUUUGAAUGGGCUUAACAGUUGCAGUGUAAUACGUACAUUUAAAACAAUUCAAUACGAUAAAAAUGUUAUUUUGCAGCUUAUUAUCAAUGACUCAGGUCAACUAAGCCUUGUGAUGUUUGUCGAAGGGUUAUUCAUUCCAAUAAAACAAAUCAAUUUACCGUCCGAUAGUUUACUAUAUCAUACACUCAAUGGGAAGAUUUCACGGUGUGGAAAAUAUUUUAUCUCCUUAAAUGAAGAUUCAAUUAAUUCAAAAAUUUGGUUAGAAGUUUAUCGUUUACCAGUAGACGUAUGGAUGAAAGAAAUUUUACCAAUCGUCCAAGAAUUUCAAAAUGCAAAAAUGUCCACAUCUAGUAUAGAAACUUCUACAACUCAGGAGAUAACCGUUAAUCUGGUCGAACGAAAAUUAUUUUAUGAAAAUCAAUUUCAGCUUAGUUCACCUGUGUUAUUAGGAAGAAUUAAAUAUCCAGUACUGCCACCAAGUCCUGCAUGUAAAUCAAUAACAGCAGCACUCAAGCAAGCUAAUGAUAAGGCUAAUUUUUUAAGUUACUCAAAUCUUGGUACUCACUUGUUCUCCGAUGCAAUUAUUGAAACAAAUCAGUUGGCAUUCAUCGAACAUCGAAAUUAUCCUUCCUGUUUAACAGCCAUUCCUAAACCACAGCUUGAUGAGAAGAAUUCAGUGUCCGUCCAAGAAUUCAUAGAGAGCCCUGAAUCUGUGAAACAAAUAUCUGAACCCACAACAGAAAGAAGUCAACCACAUUCACCAAGUUCAAUAAAACAUCAAACUAGAAAUACAAAAUCUUCUAAACGUAAACAACCAAUUAAUAGAGAGCACAAAGAAAAAACAACAAAUGGACGUAAUAAUAAUAAAAAAGCUGAAAAGAUGAACGCUACUGCUGAAACUAUCGAUGAAUUAUCAAAUAAAGACAAUGAUGAAAAGUCAAAGAAGAAGCAGAACAAGACUAAUAAUAAAAAACAAGAAAUUGAAUUAGAUAUUGAAACAAAUUUAAAAGAUUCGACUACUGAUGAAACUGAUCGAGUAGAUAAUUUAUUUAAAAAAUCUCAACAAAAUGAAGAAAUUAGAAGGCAGUUAUUAAAAGAUUUAAAUGAAGUACAACCUAAAUGCUAUCCAUAUUUUGAAUUCCUGCCAAUAAGUUUGACCUCUGAUAGUAAACAAUCAGGAAUUUCAUCUUUGACCAAUCUGUCGUACUCAGGAUCUAUUUGUGUUCAUUGGUCAAGAUCAUGUUAUCUUUUCUUUUAUCCUUUAGAUAAGUUCUCCAAAACCGAAGAAGGUGUAAUAGAAGAAGUACGAUAUUUCGGUUCAGAAAUAACGUAUAUUUCAGUUAUUUAUUCUAGUCGUUCCGUUAAUGCAAACGAAAUGUCCAUUGAUGAUAAAGAAAAUCUACCGAAGAAGCUAGAUUUAAUUAAUUCGAGGAAUAAUUAUCUGGUGAUUGGUCUUCAAUCUAGAUUAGUUAUAAUUAAAGAACUACAGUCAGGAAGAUACUUACCCCUAUUUUAUACCGAAUUAGGAUCAUUGGUAGAUGCUGGUCUGUCAAUAAGUACCAAAUAUAUCAACUUACUCACUGCAUGUUAUCUAAAUAAGAAUAGACACUCAAACAAAGAUGAUUUGAUGUUACACAAAAAAUUCACGUUUGAUAUUUAUAAUUUAGAUGAAAAUCAAUUGAUUUGGAAAAAAACGCAUAUUGUGGGAAAGAAGAAUUUUCAUUGUCAAGCAAUUACCAUUUUAACUGUAGAUGAUAAUUUCAAUGUUGCUGUCUGUUUAGUCUCAUCGAAGGAUUUGCUCAUUUAUUCCCUGGAUCAUCAACAAAAUUGCUUACAUCACCAACAGCCGGUUAAACAACAUAUCGAAUCACAUCAAUCAAACCAGGUAGUUGACGCUGACCUAAAUCAGUUCUGUCAAAGUUCUAUUCAAAUUAGUUUACCUAACCCAUACGUAAUUAAUCUAAACACAGGGACUGUUAGUUUAUUCCCAGAAGUCAAUGAACAAUGGAUAGACAACGUCGAAUUCUACAAUCAAUUAUGUUUGACUUCAUGUCCAGCAAAAUCAAGUAUUCAGGAAGUUGAAAAUGAUAGCCAUGUAAAUCACGAAGGGAAAAAAGAGGAAAAAUUAAAUAGAAGACAAAGCACUUAUCAACUUUGGAUACGAGGAACUAAAAUUGAGCAACAGGACGAGGGUAGGAUCCAAUCCAAACUAUUUCGUGUUGACUUAGAAUUUAAAUCACUUGAAAUUAAUACCGAUUCGUUGGAACUGAAUAAUGAAGAGGAUUUUAAAGAGAUCUAUUCGGAACCACUUCAAAAUUAUUCAAAUAACUUAUUGAUGAAAAGAGGUCGUAAUGAAGCAGUCAGAAGAUUAUCGUUUCAGAAAGUCUGGGAACAACUUGCUACUUGUUAAGAAAUGUCACAAUUGAUAAUUUUAUUAGUGUUACAAUUACAAUUUAAUAAUUUGAUAUAAUUACAACCGGCUAAUACAAAAUAUGUAUUAUCUUUCUCAAUAGUCAAGUGUAAUGGUAAUUAUUUUGUUUUUGAAUCAAAUGACGUGGCAUAUUGUACAUGCAAACCCAACCCAGUUAAUUUUUUAUGAUAAUAAUAAUAACUGUUCAACGAAAUGAUCACCCAUAAAAUACGCCCUUUUUCCAUUCUUUGGAUUUAAUUUUCAAUAGAUUGAUACAUUCAAUUUUCAGUUGCGAUUUAUUGUAAUAAUGAAUUUUAACUACAUGGUAAUAAUGAACAUUUGUAGAUUGUAAAAUAAGUUUGUGGUGAAGUUCAGUUCAUUUCUGUAUAAAGGUAAUUUAAAUAAUCAGGUCAUAACUACGAUAGUGUAUGAAAUGCAGGGUUUUUGUUUACUUGGUACAACUUCUGGUCGGGAUAAUAACUUAAUGUAAAAUGAUAACUAUGUAUAAUAUUCAUUAAUAUUAUAUUUGCACGAGAUAUUCUGUUAAAUUUACGCUAGCAACCAUUUAUAAUAGUGAUUUCAGUCUGAAAAAAAUGGAUCUUUAUAGGUUUUCGUUAAGUGCUUUCUACUCGAACAUUGCUGGUGGAGUCAGAGUGUACGAAGAACUGUCAUCAAAAUUCAUAAAAUCAAGAAGUGCUUUUCAGGAUUGUGUGCUUUCUCCAUUUUAAUUUGUUUUGAUUACAGAUAUUCUUUCAGAAAUGAAGCGUUCAUUCUUUGACUUUCCAGAGACUGAUUCAUCACCAGGUGACUCAUUUAUCGACUAAGAAAACGUAAGUGAUAUAGUCGUUUUUGAUGAAGACCCGAUAAGACAUGACCUUCUGAUCGUCUUGAAUAGCGAUACAAGUGUGUUUAGGAUGCGUUUUUUUCUUCCCAAGUGUAAAAGAGAAAUUUCAGGAAAAGUCUGAGCCAACGCCUAAAUUGUCCACAUGGUGUGAGGUCUUUGCGCUUCUUAAUCAUCUCGCUUGUCGUUAACUUUGAGAAUAUCUAUAGGUUACAAGCACUUGAUCAUAGAUGUCCUCAAUAGAUUACUCAUUCCCUCUUGGGUCAUCGAGUGGACAAUACUGAAAUUGAACUCAGAGUACAAAGCAGGGGUGGUAAAUCAUUUGACAAGGUAGUGAAUAUGCACUGAAUGAGGUGGUUGGGAUAUGUAUUAAGUCUACCAAAACACCUUCAAUCUCAACGCACUAUAUUUACUGAUCUGGAAGUAAGUUGUCAGAAUGCUCGGUAUAGUCAAACCAAGAUAUGGUAUCGGUUAACGAAAUCAUCUAAUUUUGGCUUAGGCUCUCUUUGUUGGCGCAAAUCACCUGCUUGGUGUCCACACGAUUAUCGUAACCAAUAGUCGCCGAUAUGGCUCCUAAUAAGUUUUAAUGGUGCUUAACUUUACACCUUCAGUUUUAAAAUUUUCCUAUAAUUUUCAGUUCUUCAAUAGAUGCUUUCUUCCGGAAUCGUAUUAUCUUCGAAUAACAUUUUGUACUACCAUUAAAACUGUUAAUAACUCUAUUAUUGUGGUAUUCCUGUUGAUACAUUCUUGUCGCUAAGCUGAUAUUAUGCGGCAACGUGAACCUAUGCAUAUAUGUGUCAGGAUCUGUGUUAAUUGUGACUGAUGGACAUUCAUUUAUAAUAUUGAAUUUUGAAAGCCAGAUUCAAAUAAUCUUGUUUUUGUAGAAACGCCAAUUUGUUAAGAUUUUCCCGAGAAAAUAAUGUUAGUGUUUUUUGUGAUCUAUUGUAUCGCUAAACUUUUAAAAUGUGGAAUUCCGGGUACUUCACUCUGGGUACAACAUCCAAAUAUUCCAUUGCAAUAUUUUGAACAUAAAGAUGUUCAAUUUGUGCAACGGCAAAGGAAGUAGAUUUGCGUAUUAUACGUACAGGUUGAGUUUAGAAAGUCAACAGCACAAAUGACAAACGUUCACUUAUUUAGAGUGUGCUAAAUAUUGAUAACUAGUUGGUAGGACAGAUGAUUAGGCGGGUAAAAACAGUUUCCAUUUAAAAGCUAAAUUUUAUUUCUUGUUCAUUUUGAUUGUGUCUCACAGUACAUGGAUUCCAGAACUGAUGCUCAGAGUAAGAUUUGAAAUUAGCGCCUAUCACUAGAACUGUUAAUACAUUAUCAUCUAGGCUAAUUGGAGUUGUUUGCUGAAUUGAUAGGCGCUCCGAAACUCAUCCCAUCUGGUUGCAAGCACGAUAAGGAACGGGGGCAGGUUCAAAGUAGGUUGGUUUACGCAAUGAUUGUAAGCAGUGGUUGGUAGUGAAACCUCAAGUGAUGGAAAAGUCAUCGGUGAUAGGUGACAGUAGACAACUGUUCAAACUCAUCAAAGAAACAGGUGUUAAAAAUCUGGCGGUUAGUGAGAAUAUGUUGCAAAGCGAUGGGACAACUGUUUGACUACCAUUCAGGGGGUUGGAUUGAUGGACAGGAGACUUCAUGGAGCAGUUCGACUGACUUUUAGCCAUAGAUCAGUUGCUCACCAUCUCCAAGCAACCUGAAUAUCGAACUGAUGCACGUUCUCCAGCUCCUAGUGAGGUUAAAAAAGUUAUCAAUAAUAUAAAGCUAGGGAGAGCAGCAGGGCCUGAUUGGUUAACCUAUGAGAUUUUUAAGGAUGGUAGUUCAGUUUUAGCAGCUUUCUGUCUAAUUAGUGACUACUAUAUUUGCGAGAAGUAAAAUUACAAUUGAUGGCGCUUUCACACUUUCCGAUAGCAUUCUUCAACGCCUCCAUCAAUGGACUGGUUACCAAAAACAACGCAAAAGUUUUUUUAUGUCUUUCGCCACGUCCAAAAUCCCUUCACUUGUAUUUACUCAUAAUUGGGGAAAAAAGUGUAAUUAUUCUGCAAAUUAUUCUCUUUUUAUCCCCAUUUACAAACAAUCUUAACUAAUGACUUUAUCGUCAGAACUACGAAUUUCAUUGAACAAAAAAUGUUGCUGAUACAUGAAGAGAGAUAAAUGAUGAAAAAAAAGGAAAAAGAAAAAAGCAGACAAUGAAGAAAAAGGGGGAUGAUAAUAAUGUUACACAAAUAUUCAAUAAAUAUGUACAUAAUUCAUUAAAGGAAUUUUCUAUAAAAACAAUAAAAGAAAUUCGAAAUAAACCAAGAAUUGAAAAUCUAUAAAAGGUGAAUAUUAUUGAUAAAUUGAAUAUGAUGUAAAAAGAUCAGAUUUUUGUUUUUAAUGAAUGAAUAAUACUUCCAUGACGUAUUGAACCAGCACUUAAUGGACGAAUUGAAGAAUUAUUAUUGUUAUUAUAACUUGUAUUUAAAUUAAUUGGAUUCACAUUUAUAAUAGAUGAACGUUGUAUACUAGACAUAGGUGUACUUCCUGAUGAUGGUAUAACCAUAGAAGUUUUAUUUCUUUGUAUUAAACUAAUAGAACGUUUAUUAGUAGUUGGUUGAGAUUUGGGUGAACGAUUCUUUUUUAACAUUUUUGCAAUAUGCUUGUAAUGGAAGAAAGUAAAUGAUAUAUGAAUUAAAUUUAAUAUUUAUAAUUUUGUAUGUAAUUUAGUUAUAGUUUUUCAAUGGUACUAUGUCUUAUGGAACAUUUUUAUGUAUAUUCAUUAUUGAAUAAUGUGUUGCGAAUAAUGCGCAUACAAAAAGAUAAACAACUUUUUUGUAGAGACUAAAAUCUAUUCUAAAGUUUGAUAUAUAUUGAUGUUCUAA